UUCUAAGAAUUAUUGUCCAUACAAUAAAACACACAACUAUAAAAACUCAUGCGAUACUGCAUCCAAUACACAUUCUCGAAUAAUACUCAAAGAAGCAUAGUUUACAGAUAUGAAGCUAGUUUUGUUAUUGUGUCUGUUCGCCCUCGCAUAUGGGCAGGAUAAGUACGACUUAGAAGAUUUUAAUAUCGAAGAAGUUAUAAAUAAUGAUAGGCUUAUACUUUCAUACUCAAAGUGCUUUAUUAAUAAAGGCCCCUGUACACCAGAGAUCAAAAGAAUAAAAGAUAAAAUACCAGAGAUUUUGGAAACACAUUGUGCUAAAUGUACAGACAAACAAAAGGAAAUCGGUAAAAUCCUAUUUAACAAACUGAAAACAGAUCAUCCAGCAGCUUUUAAGGAAUUAGCAGCCUUCUACGAUCCCACUGGCAAAUAUCAAGAGAGUUUCAAAGACAUUCUGAACUAAAGUAUUAAUUGGAGAAUUAGCGAUGUUUAUUUUUAGAUCUCUUUUUAAGAAAAUGACCAAAUGAUUUAAGUGAGCUUUUAGAAAAACCUUUUUGUAUAAUAAAUCUAUUAUUUUAAUA
This is a messenger RNA of Leptidea sinapis, 578 nucleotides long. RefSeq names its product allergen Tha p 1-like (gene CSP13). NCBI's taxonomy places the organism in Eukaryota, Metazoa, Arthropoda, Insecta, Lepidoptera, Pieridae. The transcript is spliced from 2 exons. The coding region runs from base 110 to 460 and encodes 116 amino acids. The record is from RefSeq and is a predicted model, not a curated record.